Echinostoma caproni is the source of this 1059-nucleotide messenger RNA. Lineage: Eukaryota; Metazoa; Platyhelminthes; Trematoda; Plagiorchiida; Echinostomatidae. The record is from the annotation of a GenBank genome assembly.
AUGAAUCAACCGAUAGGAAUGACAGAUUUACACCCGGAUGUGUUCGCGGUAUUCCCGCGACUAGACUUGGUUCACAAGAACUUGUAUUGGCAAGCGCACUACCGUCUUGUGGACUGGAGAUCUAUUACCACACGGGCUGAGCUGUCCUAUCGAAGCAACCGAAAACCUUGGCCCCAGAAAGGCACAGGACGCGCCCGUCAUGGCAAUCGCCGCACGCAUAUUUGGAUCGGUGGUGGACAAUGCAAAGGACCACGGGGACCGGAAUCAUUUUUUAGUGUCCUUCCUCGUGAUGUCCGCGUAAAUGGCUUAGUGUCAAUGCUUUCCAUAAAACAUGCUCAGGAUGACCUCCACAUUGUAGACAAUUUACAGUUGUCUCCGGCUCUUGAACAAGAAGCUAUAGAGGUUAUCAAACUGGCAAUGGAAGCACAGCCGGACGAGUCAGUCGCAGACGAUCCAUUGUCCGCAAUUCAUCGGAUUCGAACCCAUCGACUUACCAAAUUGAUGAAUGAUGCUGCAAGCUAUUUGCGUCAAUUGAUCGAUCAACGUAAAUGGGGUCCAUCUGUCCUAUUCGUAACGAGUGACUCUAUCGCACCUGCUCCUUCGGAUUCAAUCGAAGACAGUUUUUCUCAACUAUUGAACAAGCCUAAACCCGAUGGAUUGGCGAUCUAUCUGGCAUGCGCAUCCUAUGCCAAUCACAUUGAAGCCGAGCUAUCACCGGAAGCAAUUAGUCACCACAUAGAAGCAGUCGCACCACGUGCAACUCACCCCGGACGGGGUCUCACACUGAUGCCCCUACAUGGACUGAAUGUGUGGUCUUUAGUGCAGCACAACACAGUGGUUUUUUCAACCCAGUGCCUGGAACUGCUCGAAAAUCGCCUAUUGACUGUCAUGCGAACAAUCCACCGGGACAAGGCGGUCCAAGAGCCAGAUUCGUUGUUCCCCGGCACACUGGAUCGUGGAGAAUAUGAAGAUGAUGCUGAUGAGACGGAACCAACUACUAAUAGGCAUUUCCCUGAGCCGCCAAUCCCACUGCACUGGAAGAAGAUCAGUCUUUCGUAA